Molecule: messenger RNA, 634 nt
Organism: Tympanuchus pallidicinctus (lesser prairie-chicken)
Lineage: Eukaryota; Metazoa; Chordata; Aves; Galliformes; Phasianidae
Product: dynein axonemal heavy chain 7-like
Exons: 5
Coding region: 184-429 (81 amino acids)
Source: RefSeq, a predicted model, not a curated record
CUCUUCGUACAGGAUUUCUGCAUGAGGCAAAGCCUGAAAUUGGUGAUGAACGCCUACAGAGGGCUACAAGGACAGAGCUGUGCCUGACCCCUGACUGGUACAGGUUCCAGUGCGGCGUUACAGGAUCAUCAGAGCAAGGAUUUUCCGGCAGAGAGGCGAGAAAAGUUGGGCAAAAUCCAAAGGAUGCUCGUCCUUCGCUGUGUGCGACCUGACAAGAUAAUGCCAACGAUGCAGAAAUUCAUCAUUCACCACCUGGGCUAUCAGUUUGUCGAGCCUCGGUAUUUAUUCUUUUCCCAGGAGCUGACCCUAUGGCAGCACUCUAAGUUUGCUGACGAUCAGGAGCUUAACCCAGAGGCAGCGCAUUGGGAUUUCAGAAUCUGGCUCACCAGCUACCCGUCUGCCAUGUUUCCGUUCUUCAGAACGGAGUGAAAAUGACAAACGAAGCGCCCAAGGGUUUACGAGCAAACAGACUUCGUUCAUAUCUGAUGGAUCACGUGCCUGACCCUAAUUUUUAAAACAGCUGCAAAAAACCGGUUAGUAAUGCGGCGGCGGCCUUACAUUGCGAAGGGGUUAAGGAAGACGGUGACCACCUAAGUUAGCUCUGGGGAAAAAAGGUUGCAAGUUAAAUAGUUGU